ACAAUUCCGGCUACGCCAUUCGACAUUAAAGAAAUUAAGCCGCAGUUAUGUUUUGGAGAUAAAUAUGAUAUAUACGCGGUUAGGUUUUUGGAACAUAACUUGAUUUCUCGCGCCGAAUUUUCCAGAAUACUAUGGUGUUCAAAAAAAGCUACAGCCUAUGUCAUUGAUGUCUCACCGUCAAUGUGGCAAGCGCCGACCGCUGAUGAAUCGCCUCCAAUUGAAUCAGCAAAGAAGGCUGUUGUCGGAUUGCUUGAUGUGAAACUAUUAGCGAAUGCUAAAACAGAUAUCACAUCAGUUUUAGCUGUUGGGACAGAUGACACUGAUUACGGGCCGAUUGAAGACUUUGAUGAGGAUUAUGAACAUAUCAAAGUCAUAACUGGGUUGGAAAUGCCGACAUUGGAUCUACUCCGCACAGUGCAGCAUCAACUUCCGCAAGGAAACACGCCUGGGAAUUGUCUUGAUGGAGUAUCUGCAGCGAUCGAGAUAAUUAGAACACAUUGCAGACAUCUAAAGUACGAGAAAAAAAUUUUUCUCAUGACGGAUGGAGAAUCUCCAAUGUCCAGCACACGACUACAGCAAAUAGUUGAUGAACUAAGAAAUAAUGGAAUUGAGAUUUUUGUUCUGUUAGAACGUCUAACAAUAAUUAAUUCUUUGUCAAAAAGAGGUGUCGGAUUUAGUGAUCCUGAUGAGGAUACAAACGAUCCAAGCAAAUCACUGACAAAACUUGCAAACGAAGAUUUGUUCCGUGAUCUCGUCAGUCGAGCUCCUGGAAGCAGUUAUAUCACCCCGAUGGACAGCGCCUUGGAGGAAAUUUCCCAACCGUAUGUGCGUCCAGUCCGCCCAACUCCAUUAUUUCGCGGAGCUCUCACCAUUGGUAAUAAAAACGAGUAUGGCGAUUCGGCUUUGGGUGUUAAUGUAAUGAUGUACGCUCGCACAAAGAAAGCCAGUCUCCCGUCAUUCAAGAAAUGGUCUGUAUUGGCUGAAAAUGCACAAGAUGACAGACAGAAAACGCACGAGGUUCUGCGAACUUACUCGUAUAGUGUGUGGGACGAUGAAAACGAUGUGGAAGUUCAGGUUGACAAGGAAGAUUUGAUGAAAGCAUAUCCUUAUGGAGCGACGUUGGUACCAGCUCAGAAUUUUGAUGAAGAGCAAUUUAAGCUAGACACGCAUAUGGCUUUAGACAUUCUUGGAUUUGUUAGAGUUGCUGAGAUAAACAAAGACUUGUUUAUGGAUGAAACGCUGUCGAUAGUCCCUCAGAAAGAUGAUCACGCAUCAGCACUUGGAUUCUCUGCACUUGCACACGCCAUGUACGAAAAGAAUUUAAUAGGACUGGCUAGAUUUGUCAAGAGGAUUCGCGGCCCGCCGGUAAUGCUUGGAUUAAUCCCACAUAUUACAGCCGAAAGAGAACUGAUAUACGGUUACAUGCUGCCGUUUAAUGAAGACCUUCGUUAUUACGAAUUUCCUCCACUCGAUCGAGUACAGAGUCAAAAGGGCGAAAUUAGAUCUGAUCACCCCUUACUUCCCUCACCCGAAUUGUCUGAGAAGAUGCGGCAGUUUAUAGAGCAGAUGGAUCUUAUGAAUGUUCCUGAUGAAGAUGGGCAACAAUUCAAGCCGACAGCUGUUUUAAUCAAAAGAGCAGUCACCCAUAGGGCAUUAAACCCGGGUGCUGAAUUGCCCCCUCCAGACGAAUCGUUACUCUCUUUUCUAAAACCAUUACCGGACAUGAUUAGUAGAAAUCAAUCUCUAGCAGAUGAACUAGCCGAACUGUGUGAUAUAACGAAAAGUGAGGAGAAACAAAAAAGAAGUAGACGAGAUCGCAGCGAGGAAGUAGAGGAGGAGGAAGUCGAUAUUGAUGAACUCUUUGCCCUUGCAAGUGAAGAGCCGUCCAAACGAACGCGGCGGGAGGAAGGGUCAGGCAGUAGUUCGAUUACUGUAGGAAGGGAAGAUCCGAUAAGGGAUUUCCAGGCAAUGAUUGGUUAUAGGGCCGAAGAUUUAGUAACUACAGCCGUGGAACAGAUGUGUGCCGUCAUCAAAGAGUUUAUCUCUGGGGACGAUUCGGAGAAACAUGCGUUGGCAUUAAACUGUAUUAAAGUAUUGCGAGAUGCUUGUACGAAAGAAAACGAAUCCGAUACAUUCAAUAAUUUCCUUCGUGAACUACGGGAUAUCUGUUUAAAUGCUGAAACUCCAAGGACAGAUUUCUGGAAUCAAAUUCUUCAAGAACAAAUCUCCUUAAUCAGCGCAGAUGAAGCGGUUGAUAGUAGUACUUCAAUCAUUGAAGCGAGACAGUUCUUGCAAUCCUCGUCCUCAUCCCAUCAGGAUGUGGAGAUGGCAGGCGUUUGA
Paraglomus brasilianum is the source of this 2340-nucleotide messenger RNA. NCBI's taxonomy places the organism in Eukaryota, Fungi, Glomeromycota, Glomeromycetes, Paraglomerales, Paraglomeraceae. The record is from the annotation of a GenBank genome assembly.